Messenger RNA from Lindgomyces ingoldianus, 1794 nucleotides. Its product is annotated as cyclohexanone monooxygenase. Gene Ontology annotation, molecular function: flavin adenine dinucleotide binding; N,N-dimethylaniline monooxygenase activity; NADP binding. NCBI's taxonomy places the organism in Eukaryota, Fungi, Ascomycota, Dothideomycetes, Pleosporales, Lindgomycetaceae. The transcript is spliced from 3 exons. Bases 1 to 1794 code for a protein of 597 amino acids. The record is from RefSeq and is a predicted model, not a curated record.
AUGGUUCCGCCAUCACUGGCAGCGGAGCGCUUGCAAGGCAUAUCCUCCCACAUCUCAUCUAUCGAGACACCAUCGCAGAACGAAGACUCCUCGCCGUAUGAGAUACUUCCACAGUGGCAUUCUAAGCCAACUCAUCUGCGCGUCAUCUGCGUAGGAGCUGGGGCUGCAGGCCUGCUUCUCGCCUACAAGAUGAAAAUGAAUUUUGCUAAUUACGAACUCGUGUGCUACGAGAAAAACCCAGAUGUAGGCGGCACGUGGUUUGAGAAUAGUUAUCCUGGGUGUGCGUGUGACGUCCCAGCACACGCCUACACUUACUCCUUCGAGCCUAACCCUGACUGGAGCACGUUCUAUGCAUAUGCCCCCGAGAUUCGGAAAUACUUCGAUGAUUUCACUAAGAAGUAUAAUCUCAUUCCCUACGUGAAGUUGAACUCUCGGGUCUUAUCCGCAAAGUGGGCCGAAGAAGACGGCCAGUACAACGUAGAAAUUGAAAGUGAAGGGAAGAUUGUCAAAGAUCGAUGCCACAUCUUCGUUAACGGGACAGGAUUCCUCAAUUCUUGGAAAUGGCCGAAGAUAGAGGGAUUGCACGAUUUCAAAGGCACUUUGCUUCACUCCGCCGCUUGGGAUUCCGAAGUCGAUUGGAAGGAUAAGACGGUCGCUGUCAUUGGAACUGGUUCGAGCUCUAUCCAGAUUGUGCCGCAGAUACAGAAAACAGCCAAACACCUGAUCGCGUUCAUGAGAUCUGUGACAUGGAUCUCACCUCCAGUCGGCGAAGCCCUUCUCGAUAAACAAAAAACCGCAGCGAUGAAGAUGAACGGCGCCACGAGUCAGCCUGACGGAAAGCAAUACUACUAUACCGAGGAAGAGAAGAAACGAUUUCGAGAAGAUCCAGAAUACCACGUUCGAUAUCGGCAGCAGCUUGAGUCAUCUGUGAACGCACUAUUUGAUAUGUUCAUACGUGGGUCCGAGGUUAGUCAGGCUGCUGAAGUAACCAUGCGAGAGGAAAUGCACCGAAGAAUAGGGCUGGGACAUGAUGAACUUAAGAAAAGAUUGAUACCGUCCUGGCCGCCUGGUUGCCGGCGCAUUACGCCUGGAGAUGGAUAUUUGGAAGCGUUGGUUAAACCGAACGUAACCACAGUCCACAACGAGCUUGUCAAAGUCGUCCCUGAAGGGGUUAUUGAUGACUCGGGUAGGCUGCAUAAAGUCGACAUUCUUGUGUGCGCUACCGGCUUUAAUUUGGCAUUUGCUCCUCCCUUCGAAGUCCGCGGUGUAAAUGGAGUUACUAUGGCUGAUGAGUUUAAUCCUGAGCCGAACGUCUACCUCGCUGUGACAGUCCCUAAGUUUCCAAACUAUUUUGUGAUUAAUGGUGUGAGGGGAAAUUGGGCGGCGGGAACAGCUCUUCCCAGUCAUGAAGUUCAAGUCGAUUACAUCUUGAAGUGCGCAAAGAAGGUACAGGAAGAAGGGAUUCGAGCAUUAGAGGUUAAACAUGAGCCUACAAUGCAGCUGAACAGGCACAUCGAUGAGUGGCAUAAAGGAAGCGUUUGGAACGCGGAGUGCAAGUCAUGGUACAAGAACAACAUUCUUGGCGGCAAGCUGUGGAUAUGGGGUGGCUCAUCCCUUCAUUAUAUGAAGACGAUCAAAGAUGUUAAGUAUGAGCACUACGACAUCCGGUACCGCAAUCAGAAUAUGUGGGCAUAUCUCGGGAACGGACGUGUGAAAGCAGAGGUCAUGCACGAUGUGGAGAAGCUGGCACCAUAUAUCCGAAAAACGGACGUGCCCUGGACAAUAGACUCUUGA